AUAAAAGCACAUUGAGCUGUUUACAGAGAGACGCGUACAUUAUAAAAGGAGGAUGGUUGGCCUGUGGCAGCAGUACAGGCGAACAGCACUGGAGUGAAGCACGCAGCUCGCAAUUUCAUUCCGCUGUUCACUUCAGUAAGGAAAGGAAUACUGUCCGCCUAGAAAACCCUGAUUUCUCCUGGAGAAUGGACUUUAACGUGUUCUUUUCCCUGCUCCCUCUGUUGUGGGGACUGCACUUUUCAACAGGUUCCCCCCUUGUGGGUGCAGCAGUGACUAACUCUCCAGGCUCCUCUGCUAGCCAAGCUUCCAGCCCGACUGCCCGCCGGCUCAGCCGCACCAAGCGCUGUUCCUGCUCCUCUUUUCUGGACAAGGAAUGCAUCUACUUCUGCCAUUUGGAUAUCAUCUGGAUCAACACACCCGAGAGGAUUGUCCCGUAUGGACUGGGCAGUGUCCCUCGGGCCAAACGGUCCCUGAAGAAAAAAUUGGCAGCGCCCCUGGGACAGCGGGGGCGCCGGUGUGAAUGUGGAAGCCGAGAUGACAGCGUCUGCUCCCAAUUCUGUGAAGAUGAGCAACAGACACCAAGAUUUUCAGUCAAAGCUAAAGUACAAAAGCAGAACACAGUAGAAGCUUCAGAUAGAAUGGACCAUAACAAACCAAAAUGCACAGGACUGAAAUGUGUUUAUCAUCUCCUUAACACCAUUAAAAGGUUGGAGUCAACAAACAGCAAACAUUUACCUACAUCAAUGAAAUGGAUAUACAGAAUAAGGAAAGUAAUAAAAGACAGUCACAAUAAACUGAAGAGAUUCCCGGUUUCCAUGGCAGGCCCUGUGGCACAAUGCAGGGAUUGCAAGCGCUGAAAAACUGCCAGUUAACCAAAGCAAAGAAAACAGCACGUGUUGGCUGCUUCCACGGAAUGGAUUGCCAUUCUGUACUGGCAAGGGACCAGGGAUUGACACUUCAGUGAAGAGCUUGCCAAAACUGUUGGAGGCCAAGCUACAGCCUAGCGUAUGAAAGAAAGACUGACCAGCUGAAUGGAAAUUAAAACAAGACACCUUUUAAGAUGAAACAAAUUUGACUUAAAGUAAAUAAUACGAUGAAACUCUGCAAUUCAUGCUCACAAACUACAGAAUGGAUGUUGGUUUACCAAAAUGGGCUGAGAUGCAUUUAACAGACUAAACCAAAGAGUUCUCAAACUGAGGAUGCUGGAAAUCUGAAACAAAAACAGAAAUUGCAAGGGAAACCCAUCAGGUCUGAAAUCAUCUGUGGAGAGAAAGCAAAGUCAAUACUUUGGUUCAGGUGACCCUUCUUCAGAAGAGUUCUGAAGAAGGUCACUUGACUUGAAACAUUGACUCUGCUUUCUUCACAGAUGUUGCCAGACCCAGUGAGUUUCUCUGGUAAUUUCUGUUUUUGUUUGAGUUCUUACUGAACUCUGACUUAAUGAGAUUGGACAGAUCGAUGACCAGAGUGGAUUUCAGUCAUAUGGCCAAAAGAUUGCUCUGAGGAAUAGGAAAUGGCAUUAAAUUCAUCAAAUGAAGCAAUGAUUUCAAAGCACAUUCAAAGUAAUUGUGUACAUAAAUAGUAUGUACAAACUUAAUCAAUUUAAUAUAUUUUUCAAACUUUGUAAAUGGUGUGCUGAAACAGCAGAAUACACUUUUAAGUUAAAUCUACCUCACUGUUUGUAAGUGUUAUAUGCCCAUGAAAUAGCAUUGACCUGUUCAUGAAUACAUGGUUUGAAUACUCCACUGUUUGAAUAAUGGUGUGUUUGUGUAUGAUGACAGUAUGUUUGCAUAUGAUAGGGUGGGUAUGUAUUUAAUAGCAGUGUAUUUUGUUACUUUGGAAAUAAUGUGUCUGGAUAUUAUAUGAUUGACUACAUUGUCUGCAUGAAAAACAGUUUAUGGAUGUAAAUAAUGAACAUGAUUUUAUCUGGUAUAUUUCUGAGUGAAUAACUGUAUUCCAUUAACAGUUUUUUGUACAGCCAGAUAAAUAUUACAUCUUUAUAUUUGGUAGAUGAAGUAUAAAGGAGAUGAUGCAAUAUUUCUUCUAAAAAAUUGACAGCCAGCAGAAACAGACAUAACAGCAAAAACUGCAUGAUUGAAAUAUUAAUGAAGAUGGCAGCAAACAAUAUCCAUAUCUCUGUUGAAAGUGUGGCAUUAAUUUGCUUAAUUUUUUAAAAAUUAUCACUCACAAUAUUUUGACAUUCCUAACUUUGGUAACUGACUGUAUUUUAAACAGUGUCAUAAUGUGUCAUGCAGGCCAUAUUGGUCGAGUGUGAUUAUUUGCUGGUAUG
Hemiscyllium ocellatum (epaulette shark) is the source of this 2287-nucleotide messenger RNA. RefSeq names its product endothelin 1 (gene edn1). The record is from RefSeq and is a predicted model, not a curated record. Gene Ontology annotation, molecular function: endothelin B receptor binding; hormone activity. Gene Ontology annotation, cellular component: extracellular region. The transcript has 5 exons. NCBI's taxonomy places the organism in Eukaryota, Metazoa, Chordata, Chondrichthyes, Orectolobiformes, Hemiscylliidae. Bases 186 to 857 code for a protein of 223 amino acids. Gene Ontology annotation, biological process: regulation of vasoconstriction; vein smooth muscle contraction; regulation of systemic arterial blood pressure by endothelin.